CACGUAUAUUUCCGGUGGUAUAGUAAACAACAACAAUACAAAAAGCCAUGCUUAAAAAAGUCUUUUUAUCUCUUUUAUUAGUCACUUUGGUGGCGGCAAAGACAGACAAGAAUUCCAAAGAUUCAAAACUUACACCUGCUGGCCUUUGUGCAGGAUGUCAGGCCACAGUAAAAGAAUUGUCAAGGACUUUGAAACAUACAACAAAUGAGCCAAUCAACAAACGAGUUCCAGUGCUAAUGUCAACUGUCUGCAAGAAGGAAAACUUUAAGCACUAUGAAAUUACUCCUUCAGUCAUUGAGGAAGCCUGCAAAUUAAUAAUGAAAAACAAUGGAACAGCUAUAGAGUCUACCCUAGUGAACUACUACAAUGCCAAAAAUCGUAAGCACCACUCUUACCUGGAUAUAGUUCAGACGAUCUGUAACGAGGUCACCAAC
Saccostrea cuccullata (small rock oyster) is the source of this 434-nucleotide messenger RNA. RefSeq lists its product as uncharacterized. The record is from RefSeq and is a predicted model, not a curated record. The annotation marks the transcript as partial. NCBI's taxonomy places the organism in Eukaryota, Metazoa, Mollusca, Bivalvia, Ostreida, Ostreidae. The transcript has 4 exons.